Molecule: messenger RNA, 1038 nt
Organism: Trifolium pratense (red clover)
Lineage: Eukaryota; Viridiplantae; Streptophyta; Magnoliopsida; Fabales; Fabaceae
Product: protein FAR-RED IMPAIRED RESPONSE 1-like
Exons: 3
Coding region: 1-951 (316 amino acids)
Biological process (GO): regulation of DNA-templated transcription
Molecular function (GO): zinc ion binding
Source: RefSeq, a predicted model, not a curated record
AUGAUUAGAACUGUGACGCUCUUCUUUUCAGUCUUUGAAAAGGGGGUGUUACAAGCUUCUUUUGCAUUUAUCCACAGGCAGUAUGACCUUUUCUUCAAAUACUAUUAUCAGGAGGACACAUCAAAAGGGUCUGAGUUAAAUAAGUUUUUCAAAGUGUUCACAAUUGAAAAGGUUGAUGAUCCUGAUGAAGUAGAUGAUCAUAAUGAUGAUGAUGCUGAUAAUGAUAAUGGCGGGGCUUCAAAUUCUGAUGAAUUUCAAGAAAUUAUGUCCCCGAGUUUUGAAGAUCUUGAUCGACUUGAUGAGAGGGUUGUCACAGUUGACAUUAGGAGCAAAAGUUUUAGUUGCACAUGUCGUAUGUUUGAGAACAGGGGAUUCUUAUGUCGACAUGUUUUCAAAAUCUUGGAGUUCUUGGGUGGUUCUGUGCAAUAUCAUUGUUUGAAGACAAUACCUGCACAAUAUGUUUUGAAGCGUUGGACUAGAGAUGUGCGUCCGUCUGUCGAUAAGCUGAAAUCUUCCGUUAGUGUUGGCACUGAAGACACCACCCAAGCACAACGAUAUCAACAAAUUUGUGCUGUUACAAUUCAGCUUUCUACGCGUGUUUGUGCAGAUCCAGAGGCUUCUCAAAUUUUUCUUGAUGGUGUUCUUGAAGCUGGGGAAAAGGCAGAGGAGUUACUUUUUUCUAAAGGUAUUGGUACAAACCCGUCGUCAGUGACGCCGUCUAAGUCUUCAAAAGCAAUUGUUGUUGUUGGUGAACCAUCUUCCGAGAAGUCCACUGCACCAAAGUUCAAAGAAAGACCAAAUCCAAUUAAGUCAAAGAAGCGACUUAAAAGUGAUUAUGAAAAAGCUAGAGAAAGGCAGAAAUUCAUUAUAGAACGGAAGAAACAAAAGAGAGAAGAUGAGGAGGCUUUAAAGAAAAAAAGUGCAGCAGGAGAAAUGCAAGAGCAGCAGUAAUGUUCAUGACUUCCAAGGUUCUAAGAAUUUCAUAAGGGUUGCAAGCAGAGGUUGAUGCCAUCGUCUCAUUCCCUUUUGUGGAGCAAA